AUGCCGCCAAACGCAUCCGACACCCUCCCAGAGGAUGCUUGGGCCAACGCAUUCAAUUCUGCAUCCACGCGGCCCGUCCUAAACGCUCUCUCCCGCCGUCUCCAGGCAUCGAAUACGCAUGUGCAUGCUCUCUCCGAACUGUACCGCGAACGUGCUGUCAUCGAGCAAGAAUACUCCACCAAGCUCGCAAAACUGGCGCGGUCUGCUGAAGCAGGCCAGCUGAGCGGUAAGGGGAGCGUGGAAUGGGAGCGCCACAGUGCCGAGGCAAAGCUGUUUGACGCAGUUGUUGCCGACCUGCAGGAAACGUCGUCCGUUCACUCGACGUUGUCGGCAAUGCUCAAGUCCGAUUUUGAACAGCCUGUCCGUGACCUCCCCAACAAGGUUGCUUCCUGGAGGCGUAUUCACGACCAGGAGGCAUCCCUUGACCGUACUCUGAAAGAUUACGAAAAGACGUCGGGCAAGCUCGAAAAGGCCACGGCUAAGAAGGGGUCCUCCAAAGCCGACCAGCUGAGCGCAGACCUGGGUCAGAUUACAAGCAGUCUGGCAUCCCUUACUCCCAUGGUCUACACCACUUUCCAGAAGCUCGACGAGGAACGCCUGCGCAGCCUGAAGGAGAUUGUUGUUCGUUGGGCAACAGCUCGGGCAGACAUGGCCACCAAGGACGGCGAACGUGCGGAGGGCAGCCUCACAAAGCUCCUUUCUUGGGAAACGGAUGACGAGGUCACCUCUGCUGGUCUCCGCAUUGCAUCUGCUUGCGGCGGAAGGCCCGGUGCACGCUCCAACACGGUCAACACGGUCAACACUACUGCCGGAGCCUCGUCGGUGUCCUCCACCCCGGCUCGGCGGAUGUCUGUCCAUACGACCGGAACCUCAGGAACGGCCGACUUUGGUCCACGCAAGGCGAAUGGGUCCACCCACACCGUGUCAUCCACCACGGGCGGCGGCGGCGGUGGUGGCUUUAGCGGUAUCAAGUCGAUGCUCACCCGAAAGGCGACAGUGGCUGGCCGCCAGCGAAGUGGCAGUGAAGCCCCGUCGAUGCGUAGCACCACUCGUCGGCCAACAGACGAGAUGUUCUCCCCGCUCGAGGAGGGCGAGGACGAAAGUCGCAGCGCCGGCCAGCAGCCGCCGUCUAUCCACCGUCAGCACAGCGACCGUCCCGGCGGGGACGUCAGGCCCCAAACGUCUGGUCCUCCUCCUCCUGUUGACGAGGAAGGCUUCUCUAUCGCCCCAGCCGACCGCCACAGGAACCCAUGGGAGGAUCCAACCGAGUUGGUCCCUAUCCCUCCCGCGCCGUCUGCUGCUGCUCCUGCUGCUACUCGCGAGGUGCUCACCAGCAGCAGCACCGCCAACGGCGUCUCACUGCCUUCUGCUAUCUUCGCCGAGCAGCGCUCAGCAUCUCCGGACGCUUCGCAACCGUCGAGCGCCGCUGGUUCUAUCGACGGUGGCCCAGCCCGUCUCAACCUUGCUCUGUCAUCCACUCCGAUCAAGGAAGAUGAAGCGGAGCGCAAGGCUGCCCUGGCCAAGAUGCAGCAGACCCUCCAAAUGGCACCUGGAGCGCCAACGCGCCGUACUACGAUUGCCCGUGGUCGUCGCGAGGCUCGUCACACGAUCCAGGCUUCGCCUACAGAGAACAGCCCCGUAUCGCCUGAGCACAUGAGGGCUCUUGCCCAGCUUGGCGAGGACGAGGAGCAUCUCCAGAAUGUUUCCCCUACCAACACUUUGUCCGUGCGACAGGAUGUUAUCCGCAAGACCUCGCUCAGCAGCCUCUCGUCGUCACGCAACCCCUUCGAAUCGCCCGCCCUUGGUUCUUCUGCCCCAACUUUCAACCCUACUAUUUCGAGUACCACUGUUACUCCACAGGUCGCUGGCGCUGCAGGAGCUGCCCUUGCUGGCACGGCGGCUCUUGGUACUGCUGCGCUUCGCCACUCGUCUACCGGCGCUGACCCGGCCGCUUCCGCGGGCCUGUCCGCCACACCAACCGAGAUCCAGAGCCCCGCAACCAAGGCAGCUGCUGCUGUGCCCACUGCUACCACUACCUCAAUCAACGUUGCACCGGGGCUGCGGGCAACAAUGGUGGAGACUGUCCACGCCUUCAUUCGCCAGUUUGCCUCGCAACGUACGGUUGUCACUGGUGAGGUUCACGUCUCGCUCGCCGCCUCUACUAGCCGAGCUCUCCCCCCAGCUGGUUCGGCUCUUCACAUCCGCCUGACGGAGUUUGAUGCCCUCGAGUCUGUUUCUCCCAACCCCGCGUUCCUUGUCCAGGUCCCCGACAGCCCCGGAGAGUACUAUCUCAACACCGACGCUCUUGCCCAGGCGACUACCUACCCUGAAACUGGCGAAGGCUUGGGCCCAGUCUUGUUCAAGUACCACGUCCUUGUCCCCGAGGGCGCCGAGACGACUGUGGCGCCUCUCAUUCUCAACCCGGCUUUCCAGAUCAAGAACGGCGAGACCCGCAUGAUUCUCCACUACCGAGCCCAGGGUUCUACGACUAGUGACCUUGGUCUUGCCGUCACGUUCCCCGAGUCGCCGGCCGUCACCACUACGCAGUCCAAGCCCGUUUCUGGUGUUUGGGGUGCCCCUGCCGACGGUUCAGACGGUCAUCAGAUUUCGUGGUCUUUGGAGGAGGCCAAGGUGGGCGCCGAGGGCAAGAUUGUCGCUCGCUUCCUCACUGCGGCUGGAUCCGGACAGCUGGCGCCGACCAGCGUCAACGCCCACUUUGUGGUACCCAACCACCUCAUCUCUGGCCUGGGCAUUGAGAUUGUUGAUGGCGAGGGCAAGGAACUUCCGACCUUGCACGGCUGGUCAUUUGAUGACGUGAGUCGUUCCACAGUCUCGGGCACGUAUGUCGGAGACGUCAACCUCAACCCUUAA
Molecule: messenger RNA, 2871 nt
Organism: Apiotrichum porosum
Lineage: Eukaryota; Fungi; Basidiomycota; Tremellomycetes; Trichosporonales; Trichosporonaceae
Exons: 4
Coding region: 1-2871 (956 amino acids)
Biological process (GO): cytoskeleton organization
Cellular component (GO): cell division site; cytoplasmic side of plasma membrane; cytoplasm
Molecular function (GO): phospholipid binding
Source: RefSeq, a predicted model, not a curated record